Messenger RNA from Acanthochromis polyacanthus (spiny chromis), 1786 nucleotides. RefSeq lists its product as uncharacterized. The transcript has a single exon. NCBI's taxonomy places the organism in Eukaryota, Metazoa, Chordata, Actinopteri, Pomacentridae. Gene Ontology annotation, biological process: cell differentiation. The coding region runs from base 47 to 1075 and encodes 342 amino acids. The record is from RefSeq and is a predicted model, not a curated record.
CUCCACCCCCUCUUGCACUGACAGCAACUCCUUGUGCUCUGAGAAGAUGACCUCCUCUCCCUCGCUAAGCCGAGAGAAAAGGAGGUCCAGCACUUCUUCCUCCACCUCCUACUAUCGCACUGCCACCCGCAGCAUUUCCCUCCGCAAGUCCAAGCGACCACCUCCUCCGCCGCUACGCUCGGACUCUCUGAGACGACGAUCUGGUCGGAGCAAACCCUCCCGCUAUUCGACCAGUCCCCGCCUGGAGCACACCACCAAGUGCAAGUCAUCUUCCCAGACCUACCACGAUCCCUGGGUGCCCCGGAUCAAAAGACGCCAGAGUGGAUUGAACUGUGGGACCGUCACAACCUUUGAACCUCUAAGUCCAGACUGCCAGGCAUCUGCUGAGUCUCCUACUCCUGAUCACCAACCAACCACCCCGGACCACCCUCCUGUCCGCACCCCGGCAUCUCCACAUUCAGGAGAGGGAGGCCUCAGACUUACUCUCAAUCCCCAACCUGCUGGCUCCUCUGUGUCUGGGCUCCAGCGCCUCGCUUCGCCCUCCAGUGGUUACUCCAGCCAGUCCAACACCCCAACUCCUGGCACUCCACUGUCUUCCCCCCUCACCCCUUCCUCCCCUCUCACAGCCAGUCCUGGAGCCUUUUCCCUCCCCCCAACCUCCCCUUUCUCCACUUCAUCCUCUGUCCCCCUUUCACCCGUCGCCUCCUCCUUGCCCAGGACAAGGUCUCGGGCCGAUGGGAAGCCGAAGCCACUGGUGCCAGAAAGGAAGUCAUCACUCCUGUCCUCCUUGUCGUCCUCCUUUUCCUCCACCUCCUCCCUCUCAUCCUGCACCUCCUUAGAGUCUUCGGCCAAACUUCCUCUCCUGCCGCCUCCUCCUCCUCCUCCUCCUCCUCCUACUCCUCUGCCAGAAUCGUCCUCCUCUUUGCCUCUUGCUCCUCCUCUUCUCACCAAACUCUCUGUAGCUCCUCCUCCACUUUCAUCUCUUCCUCCUCCUCCUACUCUUCCUCCUCCCCCUCCUCCUCCUCCUCUACCUCCUUUCUCCCGACCUCCUCCUCCCCCUACUCCUUUGCUGUGAGACACAGCAGCUACCCUCCUCCUCCAGCUUCUCCACCUCCUCCACCAUCUUUAGAACUCCCAGACAUGCCAAUCGCUGACCUUCCUCCUCCACCGCCACCUCCUCCGCUUCCUCCUCUCUCUAUGCCCUCUGCCUCCCCCCUCCCCUCUCUAAAUGCUUGUGCUAAAGUGGCCACGCCUCCCUGCCCUCUGGUCACCGCCAAAGCUCUGCAGGGCGUCAAGCUUCGCUCUGUGAAGAACCUGGAUGCCCUGCAGGCCAAUGCUGCAUCUUCUGAUGGUGCAGUCCAAACCCAUGCUGACAUGUCAUCAGCUAAUUCUAACCAUGCUAAUGCUAACCAGGACCAACCAUCUGCUAUGUCCGAUAAAGUAAAUCGUGAUUGCCUGGCCAACACCGAUGUGGGACUUGCUGGACCGGGAUCACAACAUGCUUUCUGUGAUGUAGCUCCCAAUGAAGCUAACAUAUCUAGUGCGUUAAUGGGUAAUGCUAGCCCUAAAGACCCAGCCGAUGCUGACGCAAAGCACCCGGAACUCAAAUCAAAUCACAAUGAUUACAGACAAGCAGGAAGUGAGAUGGCAACACCCAACAGUGAGUCAGCUUAUUCUCAUCUUCAGAACUUAAAAGGCAUUAUUUGUAGCCCUGCUAAUCAGAGAAGCUCUGGGCCUCAGACAAGCAGUGAUGAAACUCCUCAAAACAUCCAGUCUGAUGAACGGG